AUGGGGCUGGUGGAGCCACCAGAGAUGGGCAUGAUGGAGGGUGACAAUGGGGCCACCAAAGGUGACAAAGAGGCCACUGAAGGUGACAAUGGGGCCACCAAGGGUGACAAUGGGGCCACCAAAGGUGACACCGGGGCCAUCAAAGUGACAAUGGGGCCACCAAGGGUGACAACAAGGCCACAAUGGGGCCACCCCUUGCCUCCUCCCUCCCCCCCAUGGGACUGGGAUGGCCGUGUCCCCGAUGUCCCCGAUGUCCCCGAUGUCCCCGGCCAUGGCCAGGCCCCGGCUGCCAUCGGCCCUCGGGCUCCUGCUGCUGUGCCUGUGCCUCCCAGAUGCCUCCGGCCGCUGCGACCCCAACUCCCAGUUGGUCCCACUAACGGCCGGGGUGGAUCCCUGCAAGGAUCCCACCGGAUUCCUCAGCCCCCAGCUGGGCGGGGGCACAGCCGGAUCCUACGGAGGCGGAUCGGGAUCCUAUGGGAGUGGAUCGGGAUCCUACGGAGGCGGAUCGGGAUCCUACGGCGGAUCGGGAUCCUAUGGAGGCGGAUCGGGAUCCUAUGGAAGCGGAUCAGGAUCCUAUGGAAGCGGAUCGGGAUCCUACGGAGGCGGAUCGGGAUCCUACGGCGGAUCGGGAACAUCCCAGGGGGGUGGAAAGUUUCCAGGAUCCUUUGUGUCUCCGGGAUCUUCUGGGGGCAGGCCGGGAUCCUAUGGGAUCAGACCAGGAUCCCACGGGGACGGCUCGGGAUCCUUUGUGUCGCCGGGAUCUGGUGGGCCGUUGGGAUCCUACGGACACGGGUCUUACGGGGGCGGAUCGGGAUCCUACGGCGGCUCGGGAAUAUCCCAGGGAGGUGGAAAAUAUCCGGGAUCCUUUGUGUCACCGGGAUCUUCCGGGGGCAGGCCGGGAUCCUAUGGGAUCAGACCGGGAUCCCACGGGGACGGCUCAGGAUCCUUUGUGUCGCCGGGAUCUGGUGGGCCGUUGGGAUCCUACGGACACGGGUCUUACGGGGGCGGAUCGGGAUCCUACGGCGGCUCAGGAAUAUCCCAGGGAGGUGGAAAAUAUCCGGGAUCCUUUGUGUCGCCGGGAUCUUCCGGGGGCAGGCCAGGAUCCUAUGGGAUCAGACCGGGAUCCCACGGGGACGGCUCAGGAUCCUUUGUGUCACCGGGAUCUGGUGGGCCGUCGGGAUCCUACGGGGGUGGAUCCUAUGGAGGAUCCAGUUCGGGAUCCUACGGAAGCGGAUCCGGAUCAGGAAGACCUGGAUCCCAUGGGGGCAGCGGAUCCGGAUCGGGCAGACCUGGAUCCCAUGGGGGCAGCGGAUCUGGAUCGGGCAGACCCGGCUCAUCUCAAGGAGGAUCCAGUUCGGGAUCCUCUGGAAGCGGAUCAGGAUCAGGGAGACCCGGAUCCCAAGGAGGAAGUGAAUCUGGAUCCUAUGGAGGCGGGUCAGGAUCCUACGGGGGAUCCGGAUCCCAUGGGGGAUCCACUUCUUAUGGAGGACCUGGAUCCUACGGAGCUGUGCCGGAAUCCAUCAGGGGAUCCUACGGAGGAUCCAGUUCAGGAUUUGGCAGACCCGCAUCCCAGGGGGGCAGCGGAUCCGGAUCGGGAAGACCCGGAUCCGGAUCGUACGGGGGAUCAGGCUCCUAUGGGGGCAGCUCGGGAUCCUAUGGGUUCCCUGAUGUCUACGGGGAUGAUUCGGGAUCUUACGGGGGAUCGGGAUCCUACGGGGGUGGAUCAGGCUCCU
This is a messenger RNA of Calidris pugnax (ruff), 1733 nucleotides long. RefSeq lists its product as uncharacterized. The transcript is spliced from 4 exons. Lineage: Eukaryota; Metazoa; Chordata; Aves; Charadriiformes; Scolopacidae. The record is from RefSeq and is a predicted model, not a curated record. The coding region runs from base 1 to 1413 and encodes 470 amino acids.